CAUCAGCGACUGCCAAUUUAAAUGGUCAAGGCCUCGUGAAGUGUGUUAUGACAUGUAAGAUCCUCAGCACAGGAAGACGACGUACAUACUGUACAAGUUUGGAAGACUGACACGAUAUAUGUGGAUAUUUCAACGAAAGAACCAUAAAUGAUGCAGAAAUGAGUCAUAGCACAGUGGAUUCUGCAGCAGGAGCUGCCGCUGUUCUGAGGGAGGAGUUAGCAUCUGCAGUCAAUAGGCAGCAGCAACAUCCACCUGCUGCUUCCACUGCUGGCGCUUCUUCUGAAGUUCACCACACGGCAGAUGUUGCGGGUCCUGCUGCAGAACUGAGCGGAACAGAGAUGAUCAUAGCAAGUCUCCUAGCAGGGGCAACGGCUGGAGCAGCUGCUAAAACAACAAUAGCACCACUUGAUAGGACCAAAAUUAAUUUUCAGAUAUCUGAGAAGCCAUAUUCAGUCAAAGAGGCUAUAAAGUUCUUGAAACGAACUUACAAGAAUGAGGGAGCACUCAGUUUAUGGCGUGGAAAUUCUGCUACUAUGGCCCGAAUAGUACCUUAUGCUGCAAUCCAGUUUACUGCACAUGAACAAUGGAAAAAACUACUUAAAAUAGAUGUCGACAAGGACAAAAAACCUCCACCAGUAAUGAGGCUGCUAGCUGGAUCACUAGCAGGUGUAACAUCUCAGUCCUUGACCUAUCCUCUUGAUCUGGCUAGAGCACGUAUGGCUGUAACGCACAAGGAACAAUAUCGCACUUUAAGGCAGGUGUUUGUCAAGAUUUGGACUGAAGAAGGCCCAAGGACAUUUUAUCGUGGUUAUGUGCCAACAAUAAUGGGAGUCAUCCCAUACGCUGGUGUGAGUUUCUUCACAUACGAUUCCUUAAAAAGGAAAUACAUGGAGUAUACAGGCAGCUCCAGUCCUAAUGCCAUAGCAAGCUUGUUGUUUGGUGCAGUUGCUGGAAUGCUGGGUCAGUCGUCGUCAUAUCCACUAGACAUUGUUCGGAGAAGAAUGCAGACGUCUUCAUUAACUAAUACUCAGUAUCAAACAAUUUUGGGAACACUCCAAAAAAUAUACAGGGAAGAGGGAAUACGCCAGGGUUUUUUCAAGGGGCUAAGUAUGAACUGGAUCAAAGGACCUGUUGCCGUAGGAAUAAGUUUUGCUACCUACGAUUCGGCAAAGGAUUUUCUGAAGCAAUUAUUGCUAAUUAGACAUAGAUGAAACAUUAAAAAUUGGAUGACAAGCAGAUCUGGAGCUAUGCAGUUAUACUCGUGUGACUAAGUGAACACUUAUAGCUAUCCCUCACCAAGAAAAUAUCCCUGGUAGUACUGACAUAGAACAUGGGUUGUGUCCAAGGUCGUUUGAGCCAGUGUGUAAACCACAGAAACAGGUGCUUACUCAUCAUACAUCAAAUGUUACUUAUCUCACACCCAUACAAAAACCUACAUAAUGCAAAGAAAUGUCUGUCCUCAUGAAGAAAGACGUGUUAAUUGAGCAGAAAGUAAACUUAUGCUUGACUUUGUUUGCCUUGUUACUUUCUACCUUUCCCAUUUUCAUUAAUUUGCUUUUCCAAUGAAAUAUUUAUCCAUUAUUCAUGAUUUCCAUACAGUCAUAUUUUUUCACAGAAGAUGUAAGAAAUCACAAGCAUAAAAGGUAAACAGUCUGACAGAUGAGUAUAACAAUUUUAAUAUUUCAUUUCCACAACAUGUAAAUAUUCUUUUCAGUUUGUGUAAGCCAUGUAGGUACUCAAAUACACCGAUAAAAAGAAAUUCUGAACUAUUUCAAAGUACUUCUGGAAGGAUGGUACACUGAACCACCAGAAAACUACUAUAUGGAUACUUUUCUGUUCUAACAACUAGUUUUCAUAUGAGUAUCAUAAUUCAUUUACAUAAUAUUAUAUUUAUAGUCACUGUUUCAAUCAAAAGGUCCUUAAUGUUGGAUACAGGAAGGUAAGUUUUCACAACAGAGAGCUUGGUAAAAAUAAAGGUCUUUGGCACAGCACAGUAAAAACUAAGAUGCUAAGAGGGUGUCAAACCAGGACAUCGACAUUAGUUGUCAGCAACAUUAUAAGAAGCAGACUGGGAGGCAGUGUUGAGCAUAGUGAUUUGUUUCCACAUCGGUAUUCACCAACCAACAGAAUAGUUAGUAUACUAAUAUAAAGUCAGUUCUUGUAUGGCCACAUUAACUGCAAUCACCAGUUGAGUGAGGGCUUGCUGGAUAUUGUAGGUGUAGCAUGAGUGGGUGCAGCUUAGGUACUGACAAUGGACUUAGAUGAUGAUUCAACUCCAUAAACCUUUUGUGAUUACAAGUGCCUGUUUUGUAACUAUGCAAGAGCUGUGCACAUAUUAUUUAUUUAAUGUAUUUCUCUUUUUUUAGUAGCAGUUUAUUUUUUAAAUUUAUUUACAAUGUUUUCAACAUUUUUAUGUGAUAUCAGCAAUUUUUUUUUAGUUCGUUAGUGAGCUCUACAGGGAUAAAGGCUUUAUCUGCUCUAAAGAGGAGGUUUUGUAGACUGCAGUUUGACUGCAUAAUGUUGAACAUCAUGUUUACUUUAAAAAGACUGUUGUAGGGGGGGAUACAUUGAGCAAUUCUGUGGCAGUAAAAAAUUCAAUUUAAAACUAAAAUGAAGGUAUGACUAUGAAAUCUGAGAUUCUGAUAUCCUAGUUUCGUUGUUACAGUUAGAGCAGGCAUUUGAAUAAGAAAUAUUAGGAACUGUGAGACAGACUUGCUGGUUGGUAAUUACCUUCUCAAGGCAAAAUAUUUAUUACUGGUAAUACACACAUGAUAGUAUUUAACACUAUCCUAACUUUCAGAACUAUUAACUCCUUCCUCAUGGAGGAGAAAUCUAUUGGUUGGGGAAUGUUAAAGACUUUGUUGUAAGGGACAAGGGAGGACCAAAUCUUUCUACCCCCCAUCCUCAUAAUAUGGUCUGAGUGACCUGACCAUCUUCUUCAAUCUUUUCCAACCUAUCCUUUACACCUCCUGCAGAAAGGAAUUAUUAAGUCUGAAAACAAGCAUAGUGUCUUAUGCUUUGCCUAUCAGCAGUACUAAAUAUUUAGCCACAUGAAGCAAAGUCCUGGUCACCAAUUCUGUCUCAUAAUUUUAUAGUCUUAUCUGCUGAAUUUUCCUGACUCUUAUUGAAAGAACGAGAUGUUUCUAUCUGGCGGUCCCCACAAGUUCUUCCCAUCUCCUAUUGAUCCACAAGUACCAGAAGGUUCAGACCACUGAUCUAGAUUAUACUUCAUGAAAUAUAUUGAAUUUUAAUGUAUUUUGAAAAGUUUAUAAUGAAGAAUUAAUUACUGUAGUUCUUUUACUGUGUUAUCUGAUACUGUAAAAUGGGUGAAAGUGUAAUACUGCACCUCUAUACUGUUGAAAUUGGAUUUUAAUAUUAUUGCAAGCAUUGUUAAAAGAGAAAUUUAUUCAAAGAACUACAUGAAAGCAACUUACUGAUUGUGAAAUUAAAUGUUUGUGAAGGAUUUUGAUGUAUAUCUCUAGAUUGUUUUGUAGCAAGUAAAUGAUUUGGUCACUAUACAUCACAUAGGUCUAUAUUAGUAUGCAGUCAAUAGUACUCUGUUAAGACAAAAUUCACUCACAAUAACAGGCCAAUGGAAAUAGAAUUAUUAUUUAAAUCUGAGUCACGACUAAAAAUGAAAUUUAUAAAUUGUUGAAGCAUGUGUUGAAUUUAACUUCUAUUUAAUGUGCUAAAUCAUGGAACUAACAUUUAAAAGCACUUCUUGUAAAUUAAAACAUACCCACAGUUCAUGUAAAUAACUGUGCACAAUCUUAAAAGCAGUUUAUUCUGAAGACAAUAAAAUGACUCAGGGAUGUUUGUGUGUGUAUGUGUUACAGUACUGCUGCAAAUAAAGUGAUUAUUGCAACUACUAGUGUUCUGUGUUCCUGUAUAUUCCCUUAACACAUUUUUAUGAUCUGCAUAAAAUACUUCUAAAUCAAAUUUUUUUAUUAUCUUGCAUCCAUCAGGCCAAAAAUAUAGUAAAUGUGUUUUAUCUUGUAUACCCAUUCCAUCAGUUACUAUAGGAACAUUUACAAACUAGAGGUAUUAAAUUUGAUUUGAGUCAUUUCUGUGAUUUAUUGAUGUUUAAUUGAUUUACUUUGUUUCUCUAACAACAACAUAAGGUACUUCUCUUUUCUGUACAAUCAUAGUGUUAUGUGGUAGUUUAAGAACAUGAGGGAUGAACUUGUGUUUUUGAGAAUUGAUUGAUCGUUAUACAAUGCAAUGUCACAAUGUUUUUAUUAAGUUCAUAAAGUUGAGGUUCAAAUAUUAGAUGACGUCUGUUAUUGGUAGUGUUGGUUUCCUGCAACCAGUUUAAACAAUAGAUAACUCAAAUCAUUUCCUCUGAUAGUUUUUGUCAACUAUAAGUGCCUAAAUUGCAGUGGCCUAUUGCUAAUAGAGCACUACUCCGUAACAUAUGUAGUUUAAUGUGUGAUAGAAUUUACUUAGAUGAACCAUAACUGGACUGAAAUUUCUUUUCAGUUAUCACAGGGUAAUUGUAUCACAAAUGGCUAUCAUUUUCAUAUGUAAGAAAAGAACAUCUGUUCUGUGAAUGAACAUCGUUUUGAAAAGACUUUUUUAGCAUUUUUAGUAUAAUUAAUGUGAAAGAUUAGUAAAAGGUUAAAAUUUCAGUGAAUGAAAAAGCUGUAUGUGCAUUACAUGUAUAAAAAUGCACGACAACCACAGAGCAAC
This is a messenger RNA of Schistocerca cancellata (South American locust), 4689 nucleotides long. RefSeq names its product mitochondrial coenzyme A transporter SLC25A42 (gene DPCoAC). Gene Ontology annotation, biological process: transmembrane transport. The record is from RefSeq and is a predicted model, not a curated record. The transcript is spliced from 9 exons. The coding region runs from base 159 to 1211 and encodes 350 amino acids. Lineage: Eukaryota; Metazoa; Arthropoda; Insecta; Orthoptera; Acrididae. Gene Ontology annotation, cellular component: mitochondrial inner membrane.